This is a messenger RNA of Solanum lycopersicum (tomato), 3181 nucleotides long. Its product is annotated as receptor-like kinase TMK4. Gene Ontology annotation, biological process: protein phosphorylation. Gene Ontology annotation, molecular function: protein binding; ATP binding; protein kinase activity. Lineage: Eukaryota; Viridiplantae; Streptophyta; Magnoliopsida; Solanales; Solanaceae. The record is from RefSeq and is a predicted model, not a curated record.
CCAAUCUCCAUUUUUCCUUAUUUAUGCACCCACCACCCUAACAUCUCCACCCCCACCCCGCUCACAAUCAAUGGCCUUCCACCACCACCACUAUCUCCUUCUCCACCUUCUCCUUUUCUUCACUUCCCUUUCUUUCACCUUCUCAGAUGAUGCUGAUGUUAUGUCCAAGCUUCUUGCAGCUCUUUCUCCAACUCCUUCUGGUUGGUCAACUUCUAAGCCUUUCUGUUCUUGGACUAAUGUCAUUUGUGACAAGUCUUCAGCUACAGUAACUUCAAUUAAUCUUGAUUCUCAAUCUGUUUCUGGUUCUUUACCUUCUGAAAUUACUCAACUUUCUAAUCUUAAAACCCUUUCACUUCAAAAAAACAAACUUUCUGGCCCUUUACCUUCUUUUGCCAACAUGUCAAAAUUAGCUGAUCUUUUCUUGGACAAUAACCAAUUCACUUCUGUUCCUCAAGAUUUCCUUUUGGGGGUUCCUAGUUUAGUAACUUUAAGCAUUAGUGAAAAUGCGGGACUCUCUCCUUGGCAAAUACCUAUGUAUUUAACUGAAAGUACAAAUUUGGGAUCUCUAUAUGCUAGUAAUGCAAGUAUUGUUGGUGUUAUUCCUGAUUUCUUUGAUGUUUUUCCUAAUUUACAGAAUUUAAGGUUGUCUUAUAAUAAUCUUACUGGUUCUUUGCCUGCUUCUUUUGGGGGUUCUGAAAUUAUGAAUCUUUGGUUGAAUAAUCAAGUUAAAGGGUUAUCAGGUAGUAUUGAUGUGAUUGGAAGUAUGACACAAUUGUCUCAAGUUUGGUUACAUGCUAAUUCUUUUACUGGUAGUAUUCCUGAUUUGUCAAAAUGUGAGAAUAUAUUUGAUUUGCAGUUAAGGGAUAAUCAGUUUACUGGUAUUGUACCUGAGUCUGUGAUGUCUCUUCCCAAAUUGUUGAAUAUUACUUUACAGAACAAUAGGUUGCAGGGUCCAAUGCCUCAGUUUAAAGAUGGGGUUGAGGUUAAACUUGGAACUACUAAUAGUUUCUGUAAGGAUACUCCGGGACCGUGUGAUCCACAGGUCACUACACUUCUUGAUGUGGCUGGUGGUUUUGGAUAUCCAUUGUCUUUGGCUGAGUCUUGGAAGGGGAAUGAUGCUUGUAAUAGUUGGAGUUUUAUAAGUUGUGAUACCACUGGGAAGAAUGUAGCUGUUGUUACCUUAGGUAAGAGGGGGUUUUCAGGUACUAUUUCGCCUGCUUUUGCGAAUUUGACUUCGUUGAGGAGCUUGUUUUUGAAUGACAAUAAUCUUACUGGUACGAUCCCGGAGAGGUUGACAACUUUGCCUAAUUUACAAGUUCUUGAUGUGUCUAAUAAUAAUUUGUCUGGACCUAUACCAUUGUUUCCACCUAGAGUGAAGUUCAAUCAUAAUGGUAACUUGUUUCUUGGGACGAAUAUUACUACUGGGGAUGAUGGUGGGGGAAAUGGUUCUGGAUCGAAUUCCAGUGGUCAAGGUGGAAGUUCAUCUGGUGGUUCAAAAGGGCCAUCAGUUGGAAUGAUUGUUGGUGUUGUUAUAGCUGUUGUUCUUUUCGUUUUAGUAGUGUUGUUUGUGUCUUACAAAUGUUACAUGAAGAGACGCCAUAAGAGAUUUGGAAGGGUUGAGACUCCGAAGAAAAGCAAUGAAAUGGUUAAGCCUAGUCUCCCAAGUGUCGUGGGUGGUUCGAAUAGAUAUACUGGUGGCACCAGUGAGUUACAAAGUCAGAGCAGCGGUGAUCAUAGUGAGAUACCUGUUUUUGAAAAUGGAAAUGUUGCCAUUUCCAUCCAGGUCCUUCGACAAGUGACGAACAACUUCAGUGAAGAAAAUAUCUUGGGGAGAGGAGGGUUUGGAGUUGUUUAUAAGGGUGAACUACAUGAUGGGACUAAAAUCGCGGUGAAGAGGAUGGAAUCUGGGGCAAUGGGUACCAAAGGAAUGAACGAGUUCCAAGCAGAAAUUGCGGUCCUUACCAAAGUCAGACAUAGGCACUUGGUUGCUCUACUUGGUUCAUGUGUUAAUGGAAAUGAGAGACUUUUGGUGUAUGAGUAUAUGCCGCAAGGAACUUUGAGUCAGCAUUUGUUUGAAUGGCAAGAAUUAGGCUACAAACCUCUUACUUGGAAGCAAAGGGUAACGAUAGCAUUGGAUGUGGCAAGAGGGGUUGAAUACCUUCAUAGCUUGGCACAACAAAGUUUCAUUCAUAGAGAUUUAAAACCGUCAAACAUCCUUCUCGGAGACGACAUGAGAGCCAAGGUUGCAGAUUUUGGUUUGGUUAGAAAUGCCCCUGAUGGAAAGUAUUCUGUGGAGACACGUUUGGCUGGAACUUUUGGCUAUCUUGCACCUGAAUACGCGGCUACUGGACGAGUCACAACCAAAGUAGACGUUUACGCCUUUGGCGUUGUUUUGAUGGAGAUCAUUACUGGUAGAAAAGCUUUAGAUGAAACAAUGCCAGAUGAGAGGUCUCAUUUGGUUACAUGGUUCCGUAGAGUCCUUAUCAACAAAGAAAGCCUCCGAAAGGCUAUUGACUCGACACUUGAUCCUGAUGAUGAAACAUAUGAGAGCAUUUCCAAGGUUGCCGAGUUAGCUGGCCAUUGCACUGCUCGGGAACCUUUUCAGCGGCCUGAUAUGGGACAUGCUGUUAACGUCCUUGGUCCGCUUGUAGAGCAGUGGAAGCCUACAACAAGUGAAGAUGAUGACGGCUAUGGUAUUAUUGACCUUGACAUGAGCCUUCCUCAAGCCCUUCAAAGGUGGCAAGCUGAUGAAGGAACUUCAAGAAUGUUCGAUGACUUCUCGAUCAGUCAUUCACAGUCGAGCAUACCCUCAAAACCUUCCGGAUUCGCAGAUACUUUCAGUUCAACAGAUUGCAGAUGAUAUGCGAAAAAAAUUGACAACAGUUCAAGCCAUGCCAUGCCACGCCACGCCUCAGAGCGAUUUCAAUCCUUUAUGGAUCAACAUAGAGUAUGCCAAUAUUCAUUGAUUCAUUGGUUUCUUCUUGGUCAAUGUCAUUUACUUUUUAUGUGAUUACAUAUUUAAGUUAAAAUAUAGUCUUGAUGUAAGGUGUGUGAUAAACAGUUAAAAAGUCAGGUGAAUGUCACAUUUUCUUUUGCCUCUUUGAAGACAGAAGAAAAUUGUAACAAAUUUUUUCAUAUUACAUUAUUAAUGUAAAUAAAAUUUUGAGUUCCCCCCUCCAAA